GGGAGGAGCGCCCCCGGGAGGGCCCGGCCCCCGCGGAGGCCCCGGCGGCGGCGGCGGGGUCGGAGGCCGGGCGCGGGAGCCGCCGCUGCUGCCGCUGCUCGGGGCCGCGGCUGCGCAAGCUGGGCUGGGGGCUGGCGGUGGUGCUGAGCGUGUGCACCUCCUGGGCCGGCGCCACGCAGCUCGCCAAGCGCACCUUCCGGACCUUCGACGCGCCCUUCACCCUGACCUGGUUCGCCACCUCCUGGAACUGCCUGUUCUUCCCUCUGUACUACGUGGGCCACGCGUGCAAGGCCCCGGAGCGGCCGUCGGUGAGGCAGCGGUACAGGGAAUGCUGUCGGUUUUUUGGAGGCAAUGGCUUGACUUUGAAGGUGUUUUUCACCAAGGCAGCCCCGUUUGGUGUCCUGUGGACACUCACAAACUACCUGUACUUACACGCAAUAAAGAAAAUAAACACCACGGACGCCUCCGUGCUCUUCUGCUGCAACAAGGCGUUUGUGUUCUUGCUCUCGUGGAUCGUUCUCAGGGACAGGUUCAUGGGCGUGAGGAUCGUGGCCGCCAUCCUCGCCAUCGCCGGGAUCGUGAUGAUGACCUACGCCGACGGCUUCCACAGCCACUCGGUCAUCGGCAUCGCGCUGGUGGUGGGCUCCGCGUCCAUGUCUGCGCUCUACAAGGUUCUCUUCAAGCUGCUCCUGGGCAGCGCGAAGUUCGGAGAAGCCGCCUUAUUCCUGUCCGUCCUGGGCGUGUUUAACGUCCUCUUCAUCUCCUGCGUCCCCGUCGUCCUGUACUUCACCCGCAUCGAGUACUGGAGCCCUUUCUCCAACAUCCCCUGGGGGCACCUGUGCGGAUUCUCCGUCCUCCUGCUGACGUUCAAUGUCGUGUUAAAUUUUGGAAUUGCUGUCACCUACCCGACUCUGAUGUCUCUCGGGAUCGUCCUCAGUGUGCCUGUGAACGCAG
Molecule: messenger RNA, 954 nt
Organism: Myotis lucifugus (little brown bat)
Lineage: Eukaryota; Metazoa; Chordata; Mammalia; Chiroptera; Vespertilionidae
Product: putative thiamine transporter SLC35F3
Exons: 5
Biological process (GO): thiamine transport
Cellular component (GO): membrane
Source: RefSeq, a predicted model, not a curated record